AUGGAGUCUCUUAUUUAUUUUGGAUUUGAAGCUUCUCCGGCGGAUACUUCCCUAUUUAACUUCAAACAUGGAUCUGUUAUCAUCAUCAUUCUUAUCUAUGUUGAUGAUAUUCUUAUCAUUGGAUCUUCAGCAGCUGCUUGUGAUCAGGUUAUAUCUCAACUCUCUACAUCUUUUCCAGUUAAAGACUUAGGCCAUAUUCACUAUUUUUUGGGCUUAAGGAUUAAGAGAAAUGACACAGCAAUGCAUCUCUAUCAGAUAAAGUAUAUCCUUGAUCUUUUAAAAAGGACAAAUAUGUUAGAUUCUAAGCCUUGUUCUUCACCAGCUAUUGCUGACACUAAAACGAGCAAACAUGAUAGUGAACCCCUAGCUGAUGCCUAUGAUUAUAGAUCUCUUGUUGGUGCCUUACAAUAUGUGACAUGGACUAGGCCAGAGAUUUGUUAUGUUGUGAAUCAUGUGUCUCAACACGGAGCCAUCCCACUAAUGUACACCUUGUAG
Molecule: messenger RNA, 495 nt
Organism: Papaver somniferum (opium poppy)
Lineage: Eukaryota; Viridiplantae; Streptophyta; Magnoliopsida; Ranunculales; Papaveraceae
Exons: 1
Coding region: 1-495 (164 amino acids)
Source: RefSeq, a predicted model, not a curated record